Messenger RNA from Hyposmocoma kahamanoa, 727 nucleotides. Its product is annotated as dynactin subunit 1-like. The record is from RefSeq and is a predicted model, not a curated record. NCBI's taxonomy places the organism in Eukaryota, Metazoa, Arthropoda, Insecta, Lepidoptera, Cosmopterigidae. The transcript is spliced from 4 exons. Bases 155 to 514 code for a protein of 119 amino acids.
GAGCUGGACUGAUAAGGAUACUUGAAAAGUGAGUCAUGCCCUCAUUAUGCGUGGCAAUGUUGAGGUCAAGCACUUCAAUAUAAAGAUGACAACAGCGAAAUAUUGCCACACACUUAUGACUUGAGUGAGGUUGUAGUUAAAUAAGGUGGUAAAGAUGUCAGAUAAGGCUUUGACGCUCGGUCAGCGCGUCCUAGUCGUCGGGAAAGACGUGAAAGGUUCCGUCGCUUAUGUUGGAUACCCGACUUUCGCUACUGGAAAGUGGAUAGGAGUCAUCUUGGACGAGGCGAAGGGGAAGAAUAAUGGCACUGUCAGGGGCCAUGCGUAUUUUACGUGCGAUGAAAACUACGGCGUAUUCGUCCGACAAACACAAAUUCAGCUGUUAGACAGUGGCGACAAUCCCAUGGAGACUUCUAUGACGUCCUCAGCGGAGGAGCCAAGGGAAUCCAAGGCUUCAGCACCUGGACGUAGACUUAGCAGUAUAACAAUGGCGCAGAGGUCUAGGCCAACCACGUAAGUAUUAGAACUUUAGGUAUUAGCACUCAAAUAGAGCUUGUGCACCUUUGUUUUUUUUAAAUGGAUCUGGUGUCGAUUCUGUAUUUUUUUUUUAACAAAUACUAAAUUUAGUUCAAAAAGCGUUUUUUAGUAAGUCAACUUUAUUCCUAAGAUAGUGGGUGUAGUAAUAACACACACACUUAUAACUCCGCACCCUAUAUCGCGGGUGCUAUGG